Molecule: messenger RNA, 987 nt
Organism: Prunus armeniaca (apricot)
Lineage: Eukaryota; Viridiplantae; Streptophyta; Magnoliopsida; Rosales; Rosaceae
Source: the annotation of a GenBank genome assembly
AUGGGCUUGCGAUUCGUUCUUGACCUAGGAUCCCCAACCUGUGUAAAUGCAGGGCUUCUAUUCACUCUUCUUCACAUUGAGAACUUAACUUCUCUACUUUCUAGCUUUAGAGAGAUCUUGGAGAAUUUGUACUGCUUGUCGAAGAGAGGAGUCGCCAUGCAUUCCAAGUGGGCGGCAGCUGUGAUAGAGCAGGUGCGCACAAGUGGACCAGCUACUGUCUAUCGUCGCAGGUCUGAGCUGGAGCAUGCUGGGCCUCAUGCGCUGCAUGCCACGUCAUCUGAGCAAAACAGGAGAAAUGUUAUGCCGAACCCCCCUCAAAGAGGAAGGUUGAUGUCAAGUAUUCAAGAAAUGGAGCUACGACAUCACGAGCGAAGGAUGGUUAAACAUCUCACUGGUACAGAUAGUAGGAAGGUUGGUGGUAUGCGCAGUGUUCGAGAUGUUCUACUCAAGUCUCCUACUGACAAACUUAAAGACCAUGAUAUGCUCCGUGAAAUAGUUCGUGCGCGGUCUAGUUCACCUGAUGAGAGGCAAAUGGGUGCAGAUGUUCCUCUUCGAAGGGUAGUCAAGCAUGGAGUUGAUUCAACGUUAUUGGCUCAUUUGGAGGUGAGGUUGGCAGAGGCUAAGAAGACGAGAGAGUCAUCUGCCCGAGCGAAGGGAUCUUAUGUAAUGCCAACAACGAACCAUAAGAUGGGCAAGUUCAAUCCUGCUGGAGAUGCAGGCGUGUCUGAUAUGCUCAAGAUGAACUUUCUGUCAAGCCCGUCUACUUGUGCUGAGCUGGUUAAUCACAUCCGUCAGGCUGGUGAUCUUGACACCUUCUCGAGUCUUUAUUUGGAAAAACAAAGGGAAGGGACAUUUCAUCUACUUCAAAAAGGAUUAGUUUUUGCAGCUGAGACUAUCCAGAACUCGUCUGUUGUUGCCCUAUCUUCUACUCAGCUCAGCGAGUUGGAGGAGAAGAAUGUUGAACUGGCCAGCAAGCUUCCUGUCUAG